Molecule: messenger RNA, 275 nt
Organism: Dentiscutata erythropus
Lineage: Eukaryota; Fungi; Glomeromycota; Glomeromycetes; Diversisporales; Gigasporaceae
Source: the annotation of a GenBank genome assembly
GCUUCAACUUCACGUUUAGUAUCUUCAAAGAUAAUGUCUAAUAAUUUUGUCGAAAGUUUUUUUCAACUAGGAAGUUUGAAAGCUGGUUUGGCUUUUUUCCAUAAAUCCUUUAUAGGUUCCAUUUCCGAUAGUGAUAAAAAAAGACCACAUCGAAAUAUAGACUUUGCAAAUGCUAAUUCUAAUGAUUCUUGUUCUUUUUUUGAAAUAGAAUCGGCAGAUGUUAAUAAAGAAGCUGAUGUGGAUGUGCUUACAGAUGCUUCGUCAUCACUUUCUUC